This is a messenger RNA of Dalotia coriaria, 597 nucleotides long. It is a transcript of the gene mRpS18A, whose product is annotated as mitochondrial ribosomal protein S18A. Gene Ontology annotation, cellular component: ribosome; mitochondrial small ribosomal subunit. Gene Ontology annotation, biological process: mitochondrial translation. Lineage: Eukaryota; Metazoa; Arthropoda; Insecta; Coleoptera; Staphylinidae. Gene Ontology annotation, molecular function: small ribosomal subunit rRNA binding; structural constituent of ribosome. The record is from RefSeq and is a predicted model, not a curated record. The transcript is spliced from 3 exons. Bases 56 to 532 code for a protein of 158 amino acids.
GUUUCCACAUGGUAUUCAUUGUAAUUGAAGUUGCCGCAGUAGCGACAGUAGCAAAAUGACUUCCCUCAUCAGGUUAGGUCUUCAAAAAUCAGCGAAUUUUGUUAAAAUUCAUCAAAAUAUUCGUUCAAUCACUAUUACAACACCUUUACAACUUAAACAAAUUCAAGAAACACAAAAUGGCAAGGAAUUGGUCAUUGAAGGAGUGUAUGUUGAGUCUCCAAGGAGCAAACACAUGAUUAAAUUUGAUUCAAAGCAUCAAUGUCCAUUGUGUGCUCUUGGUUUAGAUGUUAAACAUACAGAUGUAUUAAUUCUUAGUCAGUUUAUGCGGUCGGAUGGAUGCAUGCUGCCAAAAAGAAUCACUGGACUCUGUAGUAAACAACAGAAGAAGAUGUCAUCAUUGGUGACAAUGGCACAGAAAGCUGGUUUAGUACCUAACAUGGCCCCUGCAAAUAGUAAAAAGGAUCCAACAAAGAGAUAUGGUUACAAGAAGUACAAUAAAUACUUUGAUGAAUCAACAAUUAAAGUAAAAUAAGAAUUUUGAUAUUGUUAAUUAUGUAGGUUGAUGAAUAAAUAAAUAAACUUGUAUAAAAUGUAAAA